This is a messenger RNA of Symbiodinium pilosum, 931 nucleotides long. Lineage: Eukaryota; Dinophyceae; Suessiales; Symbiodiniaceae. The record is from the annotation of a GenBank genome assembly.
GAAUGCCCAGUGGUGGCUAUCCAUGCAGCUCUUCCGCAACAUGCCAGAAAUGGACAUCACGCCUGACACGAUCACAUUCAAUGCAACCAUGAGUGCCCUGGAGGCAUCAGGUCAGUGGCCGGAUGCGAUCGGGUUGUUCCUGGAGAUGCUGCAAGUGGGGACAGCCCGCGACCGUGAAAGCUACAAUGCUGCCAUGAGCGCUGGGGCCGAGGGGCAGCAGUGGCAGUUCACCAUGCAACUCUUCAGCGGAAUGCAUGAAGCGAACUUCCCACCGGAUGCGUACAGCUACAGCACCGCCUGCGCCGCUAGCGCUGCUGCCCAGCAGUGGGAGUUGGCUGUCUACCUCUUCCAGUCCAUGCCCGCAGCCGCAGUCCGCGCUGACACGAUCUGCUACAGCACUGCCAUGCUGGCUUACCAGACGGGGGCACAGUGGCAGUCGGCGCUACAUCUAUGCGAGGACAUGAAGGCUGAGACUAUCCCGCCGGAUUUAAUCAGCUAUAACUCCACCAUCACCUCCUGCCAGAAAGGUAUUCAGUGGCAGUCGGCCUUGAGACUACUGCAUGGGAUGCCGGCUGCGAAAGCGCGGCCUGACCUGAUCAGCUAUAACGCUGCCCUCAGCGCCUGCGAGAAGGGCGGGCAGUGGGAAUGGGCUGUGCUCUUGCUGGGGUCCAUGGCGACGACCCGAAUUCGUCCCGACACGGCGUCUUACUCUGUUGCAAUGCUCUCGUGUCCCGUGCACCCAGGAAUCGACCUGGCAGAGGAGCCUGGAGAUCUUCCAGACCGCGACAAGAAGAAACGCACCCUGCAAUUUCUGUUCCUGGAGCCCACCAGGGUCCUUGGCCCUGAUCUGGAGCUCUACAACUCUAUUCUGGAUGCGGUCCGCGACGAGGACGCUUCGCUUUCUGGUAUGUCGGGUGGUAUCCUGCUGUAG